AUGUAUACUACUUCCUCCCGAUCAAAGCUUGAUGGGUACGAAACUAAUACGCUCCAGACCUCGCAGCACCCUUAUCUCCCCGCAUCCUCCGCCACCCUCUUCCAAGCCAAAGCCACCCAGAAGCUCAGCUUCGAGCAGAUUGGGCAGCAUAUUGGCCGCAGUGAGGUUGCAGCUGCUGCCAUUUUCUACGGCCAGGCCAAGGCUUCGCCAGAGGACAUUCAGAAGCUAUCAGAACUGCUCGGUAUCCACCACGGCCUGCUGGAGGAGCAGCUCAGCGGCUUCCCCGAUCGCGGCAGGUCGGUCGAGAUGCCGCCCAAGGAGCCGCUGAUCUAUCGACUGUAUGAGAUCGUGCAGAACUAUGGGUAUGCGUACAAGGCGGUGCUGAAUGAGAAGUUUGGGGAUGGUAUCAUGAGUGCAAUCUCCUUCUCGACCAAGGUGGAAAAGGAGACUGAUGCCGAUGGCAAUAAUUGGGCCGUCAUUACCCUGCGGGGCAAGUGGUGA
This is a messenger RNA of Penicillium canariense, 501 nucleotides long. RefSeq names its product putative cyanate hydratase (gene cyn1). NCBI's taxonomy places the organism in Eukaryota, Fungi, Ascomycota, Eurotiomycetes, Eurotiales, Aspergillaceae. The record is from RefSeq and is a predicted model, not a curated record. Bases 1 to 501 code for a protein of 166 amino acids. Gene Ontology annotation, molecular function: DNA binding; cyanate hydratase activity. The transcript has a single exon.